UUUGACUGCCAGCUUUUUGUUCUUUCUCUUGACCGUUUGAACUUCAGACUUCUGCCUUCCAGUGUCAUGGAGAAAGUCCAAUAUCUCACUCGCUCUGCUAUAAGAAGAGCUUCAACCAUUGAAGUGCCUCAACAAGCACGUCAAAAGCUCCAGAACCUAUUCAUCAAUUUCUGUCUCAUCUUAAUAUGCCUCUUGCUGAUCUGCAUCAUUGUGAUGCUUCUCUGAAGCUCUGCUGCAACCUCCCGCUCUACAAUUUACCACAUCAGCAUGAAAUCCGUCAUCCCAUGAAGAGGGGAAAACAAUACUGUU
Messenger RNA from Orycteropus afer afer, 309 nucleotides. The record is from RefSeq and is a predicted model, not a curated record. Lineage: Eukaryota; Metazoa; Chordata; Mammalia; Tubulidentata; Orycteropodidae.